AUGGUGGCACUACGAGCAUACAAGCGAGCAAGACGACAGGGAGGCCCACUACCAAAGAGAACGGGCUCAGGCAAGGGUGGCGCGGAUGUUGCCGUUACCGUAACCGAGACGCGAGGUGCAUGCCACGAUAGGUUCGGUAGCGUCGCGUCGUCGCCUCCCAGGGGUGGUGGUGACGAUGUCGCGUGGCCGAACGUAAAGCUGGGCAACCUGCAGGAGCACUACGCUGCGCGAUCUGCGCGAGAGAGGGACUUGCUGGAGACUGAGGCGGCGGUUACAGCAGUUCUAGCCAGCGGCUUUGGUAGCGGCACAGAUUUGGACGCAGACAGCCUUGGAAGCAGCGGUAGCGGACGGGGCGCAACCCGAACAAGCACUGAGGCGUGUGAACUGGUUGCUGCGGAACUAGCCACAACUCUGGUCAAGGUCAGCACCAACGCCUUCACCGUUUCAUCGCUCCGGUGCUCAGACCCACCGGCCGGUCACAACGUGCGACCCUUGAAACACGCAACGGUAGCAGUGGGGCUUUACUUGGUUGCAUCGAUGAUGAACCACUCUUGCCGUCCGAACGCCCUGGCAAGUUUUCAUGGGGGAGAGAUGAGAGUGGUGGCCACCCGUGCGAUCGAGCGGGGAGAACCUGUUACCAUUUCCUACGGGCCGUUGGCGUCAAAGAUAUCGUCCGCUUCCGAGCGUCAGGCAUACUUGAGCCGGGCCUACUUUUUUCGGUGCGAAUGCAUAGCCUGCCACCCUCCCCCAGAAGAAACUGCCACCACCCCGUCCGGUCGCUCACGCGGCAGCGAGGGCGGCGACGAACGGCAACUCACCGAUCGAGAGAAAGAGGGAAGAGCCACCGAGGCGACGUUUUCGAAACGGACCGAUUUCGCUUGUACUGAAGCAGAGAGCGGUGCCUGUCCCGGCACGCUCCGUGUGGGAGUAUCUCCUCCUCCACCUCCUCCUUUUGCACCACCCACGCCCCCGUCGACGACCCAGGGUUGCCUCAUCUCCGGUGCUGAAAGCUCCAAUGUUCCAAGCCCCUGUUUCAAUCGUGUCCAAGCGGUAGCUUCGCUGUCGUCGACGUCGCCGAGCCCCAGGAGAAUGGAGGUGGUGGUGUUGUGGUGUGACCGUUGCGGGAGCCGCGUUCCGCCUGAUCUGGCGGACGCGCUGCUGAAGGAGGACAAGGAGGACCGCCGGCUGUGGGAGGAGGCAAAGGCGGCGAUGUCAAGCUCCGAGAAGGAAGCUGGACGUUGUGGAGGUGGCGACGACGGGGAACUGAAAAGCAUGCCGCCGCCAAGGCGAUCCCGUCCAAACACUGGGGAGCGGUCGUGCAAAUCCUCAACAACGGAGGAUGGCUCGGUAAAUGCGGCCCCUUUUCCGGGGUCUUCUGCCUCGUCCGAUACGUUGAGCCUUGUCGUGGAACGCAUCCGAUGGCGCGACCGCUACCUGACUACCACAUCGAUGCGGAGAGCCGUCGCACACGACAUGCACGCGCGCGUGCUCGCGAGCCGCGAAGACUUUCCCGGCGCCGCCGAUGCUUGCGCAAGAGCGGUGAGCGUGUUGAAGCGGAGGUUCAGCCCCGAGGACCAGGAGCUGGGCAUCGAGUUUCUCAAGCUUGCGGAGCUGUGCUUCAAUGCAGGCUGGACGGACAAAUGUACCGCAGCUUGUGUGAAGGCUAGGGAGUCGCUCGGGGUUUGUCUGCAACCGGGCGAUGAGCAGCUGGAAGCGUUAAACACCCUGCAGGCUUUGUGCGCGGCGGUCUACCAUCGUUGA
Messenger RNA from Ectocarpus siliculosus, 1761 nucleotides. Lineage: Eukaryota; Phaeophyceae; Ectocarpales; Ectocarpaceae. The record is from the annotation of a GenBank genome assembly.